Molecule: messenger RNA, 210 nt
Organism: Trichobilharzia regenti
Lineage: Eukaryota; Metazoa; Platyhelminthes; Trematoda; Strigeidida; Schistosomatidae
Source: the annotation of a GenBank genome assembly
AUGGUUUGCAUUCCUUGCAUUGUUAUACCAGUAAUACUGUGGAUAUUACAUCGACUCCUAUAUCCAGUAAUAUACUUCUUUAUUCCCUCUUUAAAGUGUAGUCAAGAAGUUGAAAGGGGAGAAGAACCGAGAGAAGAGAUCGAUGAGGAUAGUCCAGAGAAUGAAUUAACGGAUCAACAGACGCCAACAUCAAAAGAGAAAUCAGACUAG